Molecule: messenger RNA, 546 nt
Organism: Fraxinus pennsylvanica
Lineage: Eukaryota; Viridiplantae; Streptophyta; Magnoliopsida; Lamiales; Oleaceae
Source: the annotation of a GenBank genome assembly
AUGACUCUGGGGUUAAUCAACGCGAAUCCGGUGGUCCACGCUAAGAAGGAAAGGGUCGCCCGCACUGAAGAACCACAUGAUGACGACGCCCUUGAUCCUCUGGAAAUCUAUGAUAUCCUUUUUCUUUUUCUUUUGCAUUUUUUAUUUACUUUCGGCGUUCUGUUUGAAUUUCUUCUUCUUAAGAUCAAGAAUCACACGUUUAUUCUAUUAGAUCCAGAGCACCCGUAUUCGCUUGAACAGCUCAGUGUGCUUUCUGAGGAGUCCAUUACUGUUGAUGAGAAACUCGGCCGCAUUCUGAUAACUUUUACUCCAACAAUUCAGCAUUGCAGCAUGGCGACUGUAAUUGGUCUGUGCCUAAGAGAGAAGUUGAAGGAUUGUUUUCAUCCACAUUUUAAGUUUAUACGUGCCGUAUUUUACCUAGAAACUUUUGAGGAAAAUAACCUUGGAGAUAAAGUGCAAUUGUUAUUUGGUACUGAAUUGAUAAGUAUAAUAGAUAUUAAUGCCAUGUCGAAGAGCUUUCGUAUUUCUCUUGUUGGUGCUGUCUAA